Messenger RNA from Ixodes scapularis (black-legged tick), 2589 nucleotides. RefSeq names its product transmembrane protein 17-like. Lineage: Eukaryota; Metazoa; Arthropoda; Arachnida; Ixodida; Ixodidae. Gene Ontology annotation, biological process: non-motile cilium assembly. The transcript is spliced from 4 exons. The coding region runs from base 97 to 684 and encodes 195 amino acids. The record is from RefSeq and is a predicted model, not a curated record. Gene Ontology annotation, cellular component: ciliary transition zone.
AUAGCGACGCUCAAACCGAAACAUUGAAGAGCGCUCAUUGACGAGUUCGGUUUUUCAAAUAUGUUAUUUCUGAGAAAACUUUAAAAUACUUGAUCAAUGAGUUCAGUUCGUAGCUUAAUAGAGGCAGUUUCCGAGACCGUGUUUCCAGGAUUACAUCUAACAUACAGUAAAUGGCAUGGCAUUGCAAUUCGACAUGGCGAAGAACUUAUGACAAGCUUGCCACUGCAAAUGCUAAUUUAUUUCAACCUUCAUUACUCACCUUUAUGGCUAAUAAGCCGCAUUUUAUCACUCUACAUCAAGUACCACCGUCUGUCAGUGAUGCAGCAGACUAUAUCAGCCGCCAUCUUGGCCAUGAUGUCACUCGUGGAAGCUCCUCGGCUGUAUCUCGGCUACUUAGGAAACCUUGCCGAAGAGGUACCAGCACUUGCUGGUUGCUGGCUGCUGAGCUUGCUGUUCCAGCUACCGCUGUUGGCAUUCCUUGCCAUAGCCGGUGCCAUGCCUCUGCCCCUAGAGCGGGCGGUGGACAUUCCAAUGGGAACCCUGGUCCUACUCCAAGUGGUGCUUGGGUUCGGUGUCAUCCGGCAAAUGACGCGCAAGCAAACACAACGGUUCCUGCGUCACACUGGCACCACGUCAGAAAGGUCUGGCAUCUUAAACCGGAGUUACGUUGAGGAAGAACGCUAAUCUGAACCACUCGAACAAGUUUUACAGGCAUAUGUAUGCACAGCAAGAACUUGCACAGUUUAGCAUGACUGGGAUUGCUGAGCAUCUGCAAACUGCUAAUAGCCAAAGAAGUGCUAGAGUGUAUUAGAGCAUAAAACGCUUUGUAAUAGAGCCCCCAAUCCAAAACAUUCUGUCCGUCCGUUUUUCUGUUUGUUAAAUUUCUGUUAAAUUUUGCUGGGAAAUUGACGUCGCAUGACCUAUGCACCGAUUCAGUCCGCACGCUCAAUUUAGCGGGGAAACUGAUACCACGUGACAAUCACCAAUUGAGUUUUUCCGCUAAAUAUAGCCGGGAAACUUGACGUCACGUGACAUGUCACAGGACCUAUGUGGAGCGCAAGUUUGUCUGCUUCUUGCACGGGGGUUGCGAGGAUGUCAGAACGCCGAGCUCUUACUGGCUGAUUGAAAAAAUAGUGGGUAGACCUCAAGGCAUCUAGCAUUAAGGUCUACCCACUAUCCUUUAAAUCAAAGCCAAUUAGAGUUCGGCAUCAGUCCGACGUCACCGCAACUCCUGCGCAAGAAGCACAUGACUUGCUCUCCGCAUAGUUUCCCUGCUAGAUUUGGUGGGGAAAUUAAUGUCACGUGAUCUAUGCACUGUUAAGGCCCGUUCACAUACUCGCAACCUCUUAGAACCACCUUGGAACCUCUUAAUAUCUCUUAUGACGAGGUCACACUGCCGCCAUCUAUUGGGUACCAGUGUAAACUUGGCGGUCCGGGAUUUGUUUCUAUUUCUCUCGGGCAUUAUCCUUUCUUUCUCGGCUCCAAAAACUUUUGUCAACGUUAUAAACGAGUCUUUCUCAUAUGUAUUAAGCACAUUUGACCUCAGAAAUCCCGCAAAACCUUCGGUCUUGUGAAAUGCAGUUCCAGGGUCACCGCAUAGAUGGUGCCAGCGUGCCAGUGUGUUUUCUUGUCCUAAGAAAUUUUAAGAGGUUUCAACAGGUCUCGUAUCUCUCGGUCGUACUCGGUUGCAAGUGUGUGAACGGGCCUUUAGUUCCUCCGCUAAAUGUAGCGGGGAAAUUGAUAAAAAUAAACCAGGUUCUUCUUCACUUCCCGAAGCGAUUGUUUAAUGUCUUGUAGACAAAUUUAAACAAUCGCUCUCUGUUAAUAUUUUUUAAAUUGGGAUUAUGACUGUUUUCAGCUAAAGCAGUGUCCCUAAAUUAAAAAGUUAAAUUUUUUUUUUUUUUUUUCUCGAUACUGUGUGUAGUUUUAUAAAUAUCACGGCUCAAAGUUUGGAUUCGGGCGCCUAUGACAAAACCGAAACUAUCUGCUAGAGGGAUGGCAACACUGAUCAUCAGCCGUACGGCCGCGACGUGACGUCACAAGGGUGCUGCACCAGUGUUCCUUGACUAAAAGCUAACCCGCUUGCUGCCCACUAAAGAGCAGCUGGUACCAUCUUUAAAAUCGGUUUUAAUGGAGUAUGCAGCUUCACUUCAACGUAAUAUUUCAGCUGUGAUCAUAUUUCGUGCCACUAAAGCGAUACCAGUCAUUUAUUUUGGUUUUGUUUUCCCGACCAGAGUUGCCCUUUAAAUACUCUAAUUUGAAAAAUAUUUCAACAGUAGUGCUGCCUCUGCUUACAUCCUUUUCAUAGCGGUGGUGUCAGUAUGAAGUGUACUUUCUAGUGCUUCUGGAUUGUCUCCCAGGUUCCUCGCCCCAUGCCCUUUGCACGCUGGUAUUAAUUAUUUUAUGUGCAAAAAAGCCUUGAACUUUCUACGUACAUGUUCCGCAUGGCUGGCGCUAAGCAUCGCAUACAAACGUUUUAUACAUGAUAUAUCUGCAAAUGGGUCAUACACAACGGGUUGAUUUUUCUAUGAAAAAGUCUGCCAGAUUCUCUCAUAUCAAGUUUUAAUAAAACGAAGCAGCUUUCAAACA